Racocetra fulgida is the source of this 484-nucleotide messenger RNA. NCBI's taxonomy places the organism in Eukaryota, Fungi, Glomeromycota, Glomeromycetes, Diversisporales, Gigasporaceae. The record is from the annotation of a GenBank genome assembly.
AUGCCGGUAGAAUUAGGCCAAGAUAAAGCGCAGGCAAUUAUAGACGAAAUUACAAAAGCGUACGAAUGUGUUGGACAAGCCGGAUUUCCGCCUCAAUAUGGUUAUAUUCCUGGUAUCAUUCCUGUUGCGCCAAUCGUUAAUCCUCCUCCGUAUGGUGGUAGUGCUAUUCCGCCUAAUCCACUGCCACCAGCGGGGGCGCCAACAACAUUACCCACCCAACAACCGUUUGGAGGACAACCACCAAGUUCUAUCUUCGUGAGACCUAUGGGUCCGGGUACUCCAAGUACUUUACCAUUUCAACCAUUACAAGGGGCUCCUGCUUCUUCAGGAUCUGUAUCGCAACCUGAAGCUCCUUCGCCGCCGUCAACGGGCAAUGUGCCAACUAGUCUAUCACCUCCAGGUGCGUUGCCACCUCCUGGAGCUUCUGCCUCAUUUAAUGCUCCCGGUUUACCACCACAAUUUCCGCCAGGGCAACCUCCCAGAG